Molecule: messenger RNA, 600 nt
Organism: Penicillium verrucosum
Lineage: Eukaryota; Fungi; Ascomycota; Eurotiomycetes; Eurotiales; Aspergillaceae
Exons: 2
Coding region: 1-600 (199 amino acids)
Source: RefSeq, a predicted model, not a curated record
AUGCCUCUCGUUUUCAACGAUGAGAGGAGCCGCAUAGCCCUUGCCCGCUACUUCGACUAUUCGUUCCACGGCACCUCCCGAUCGGGUGAGAAUAAUCUCUAUGAAGGCGCAUUCCUGCUGUUAGGCCUUGGUGAUGUAUACCAAGGGUCUCCCUGUGCUGUGCCACUGGAUCCCCGUCAUCGUCUCUUCGGAACGAAGUACAGCCCAUCCCGAUUCUUCACACGUUGUGGCGCUGUCGGUAUUGCUGGUCAAUACCUAUGCAUCUAUGCAACCGACUCACCUGGCGGGUAUCAGCUCGUCGGUCGUACGGUUCCUAUCUGGGGUGAGCUCCACAUGUCUGGACUAGGCGAGAAGGCCCCGUGGAUGUUCUCACUCUUGGACCAGAUUCGUUUCUACCCUGUCACCGAGGAAGAACUUUCAGCAGCGGGGGCUGAUGGAACCUCCAGUGAUCUUAUCAAAAUCUCUGAUGCUGAGCUAGAUCUCAAUGAAUAUGAGAAAUGGCUGACAGAGAGCAAGGACGAUGUCACUGCUGUUCGGGAGCAACGAUACAUAAUGCGGCCAGGUUUGGGACAUGAAAGCGACAAAGCUAUGGCCGGAUAG